Messenger RNA from Truncatella angustata, 2034 nucleotides. RefSeq lists its product as uncharacterized. Bases 272 to 1954 code for a protein of 560 amino acids. Lineage: Eukaryota; Fungi; Ascomycota; Sordariomycetes; Amphisphaeriales; Sporocadaceae. The record is from RefSeq and is a predicted model, not a curated record. The transcript is spliced from 3 exons.
GUAAAGUCCCUGGAGGGGCUGCUCAAGAGCGCUGGGGUUCGAAAUAACAUGUGGACAAACUGUCAUCCAGAGCUCCCUCACCUGCAUCACACCUGAAGCUCCUGGAUCCUGACAUUCAACUAUCAUUUACCCAUAGCCUUCCCAUAUUACCACACCCACAAAGAUCCUCAAACCUCGGUGCAGCUCGCCCCCUCGAUCAUAUCAUUGCUACGAACCUAGCUAUCUAUUGGGUUUACCUGCCAUCGUGCAAUCGCCAGCUAUAAUCCGCACAAUGGCCGACGAGGAAAGGGCAAAGGCUGAGAAGCUGGCUGCAGCCAAGAAGAGGGUCGAAGAGAUGAAGAAGAAGAAGAAGAAGGCAGGCGCCGCCGCAAAGAAGGAAAAGGACGCGAGCGCCACAAAAGAAGACGACAACAACAAUGAGCCCACGACCGAGGCUCCCGAGCCGGAAACAGAGACAGAGCCGGCUGCCGCAGCUGCCGACCGAGAUGAUGAGGCUGUUGAAGAACCCAGCUCCCCGAGACAGACCGCUUCGCAGCAGUCCAAGAUGCGCUCGGCCUCGUUCCGCGCCGCUUCCAUCUCUGGAAGUCCUGCACAUCCUGGUCCCUUGUCGCCGCCGGCUGAUGGGGAGACUGCCGCCGACAUCUAUCGCAAGCAGGUGGCGCGUAUUGAGGAUCUUGAGAAAGAGAACAAGAGGCUCGCCAACGAGGCUGCCGGCUCUGAGAAGAGGUGGCAGAAAGCCGAGGAGGAAUUGACCGAGUUGAAGGAGUCUGAUGGCAAGACAGGCAGCAGUGACGGCGCCGAGCUUGAGAGAUUACAAGCAGAGCUCACGGCACUCCAGCGCCAAAACGCACAGCUUCAAUCGGCUGCUGCAAAGAGCCGCGGUCACGGUCCAUCGCCCUCUGUUUCCACAGCCUCGCCGCCCUCUGCCGAGCUUCAAGCUCAACUCGCUUCAAAAUCCGCCACCAUCGAAACCAUGGAGCUCGAGCUUUCGAGGCUGCGCGCACAGGCUGAACGUCGCGCGAGCGAAGGUGGAACCGACAAGGAGCAGAUCGCCGCGCUCGAGGAGAAGCUCGCUCGCGCCGAAGAAGCCGCUUCCAAAGCCUCUCGCGAGCUCCAAGAUCUGAAGCGUAACCUGGAGAGGACCAGCGAGAAGGCCAUCAAGGAGAGCAGCAGUCGCACCAGCGCCGAGACCAAGGUCAGGACUCUGGAGCAGGAGAACGAAACCCUUACAGCAGAGAAAGAGGAGCUGCAAAAGAAGCACGAUGCACUCGACAAGAAAGUCGCCGCACUCGGUAACCUGCACAAGGAGAACGAUUCACGGACGCAGGCUCUGAGAAAGGAGAAAGAGGCUGCGGAAAAGGAAGUCUUGGACCUCAAGAAUAAAGUCGAACACCUUGAGGCAGACAACGCGCGACUGCGGAAGAAGGACGCUGCCGAUGGGGGUGGUGACGAUGACGGUGUCGAUGAGCUCGAGGACGAGGGACGCCAGAGGCUGGAGAAGAAAAUCCGCGGCCUCGAGUCCGAGAUCUACGACCUGCGCCGUGGCAUCUGGCACCAGAAGCGCAGGGACAUGGAGACCGGCGCCGAGGACUUGGCGUCGCCCGGAGGCGAUUUUACGAACAUCGACCUCUCUGGCCCCGUAUCACCCAACGCGCGCAAGCAGUCGCAGCAGAAGGGCUUUGGCGACUUCUUCGCUUCGGGCCUCAAUGCGCUCACCGGCGGCACCACGCCAGGAGGCGGAGAUGCGGGCGAUGACGAGGGCUUCCUCGAAGACGACGAUAUGGAGUUUGACGAGGAUGCUUUCAGGAAGGCACAGGAGGAAGAUUUCAAGAGGAGGAUCGAGAGAAUCAAGGAGAUCAAGCGCGGCUUGAAGAAUUGGGAGGGCUGGAGGCUGGACCUCGUAGACUCCAGGCGCGGCGGAGGCUACGGCAUCGGCGAGGUCUUUGAGAUAUAAGUUCCGCAGCGAGGUAGCCGCUCCUGUAUAAAUGUAUUCAAUGAAGUGCAUGAAUAGACUUGAAGCGUGUGUUUCUGUUU